GGGUAUAAUUUGGCGAACGUUGGAUAGUUGCAUUUUGCGCAGAACCAGUUUUGUUAUUCAGUUGGCUGCCUAACGUAGGUUAAUUUAAUUUGCCAUGAAUCGAACAAGGCAAUCCUUCCUGCACGAUGAUAUCGAAACAAGAACCAGUUAGAUGAGGACUGGAGGUCUAUUCAGUUCGGGCUAUUAUUGAACAAGCUUAGUCUACGUGUAAUGCUGUUUAUCAGGAAUAACAUUAUCGUCGUCUGCAAAGAGACAUCUCACACAUUGCUCAGCAGGUCGUGGAAGGCAACUUCCUCAUAAGUCAAAUUCAAGAACCUGCUGCUAUACAUAAUGUUAUUGGAAUAAACUGAACUGUAUCCGCGUAGAAAUAGCCACAUAUUGUAUCAAUUUGUCGUUUUGCAGCUUAUGUACAUCAUAUGUAGCUUGGAUUUGGUUAUCUUUUUAAUUUCUUAAAAUGAUUAUCUCUUCCGGGAAAUUCUUGCAUAGCAAUUCGAUUUACGUGAGAACUUGUUAGAUCUAAAAACAAUCGAGAGCGCUUGUAUUUAAAGCUUAAAGUGGGAGUCACUUUCGACUUGCAGGCAUUUUUUCCAAAUUUGCAUUUUCCAAUAGCCGAACCCCUCCCCAGUGCCCAGCAGGUCGCGGUUCCAGGCCCGAAGUGGCCAUGCUGUCCAAGCUUGGUGCUGGUGAGCAGUGAACACGGUCCGGUUCUUGCCAUGGACAGCGUGCUGAGCAGCAGCCAUGACUCGCGGGCCACCCUCCGGGGCCUGGCCUCCAUCAAUCCCGGCUCCUUCUCCGCCCGAGUCGAGUCCUACGAGGCCGGCGAGAAGAAGUGCAUCUCCGAUGUCAGGAGGACCUUCUGCCUCUUCGUCACCUUCGACCUCCUCUUCAUCACCCUGCUCUGGAUCAUAGAGCUCAACGUAAAUGGAGGAAUCCAAGAGCAGCUGAAUAAAGAAGUCCUUCACUAUGAUUACCACGCUUCAUUUUUUGAUAUAUUUAUCCUGGCGGUGUUCCGCUUUGCGGCUCUCAUCCUGGCCUACGCCGUCUGCAAGCUGCGGCAUUGGUGGGCCAUCGCGAUAACAACAGCCGUCACUAGUGCCUUCUUGAUAGCGAAAGUCAUUCUCUCUAAGCUCCUGUCCCAGGGGGCCUUUGGGUACCUUUUGCCCAUCAUCUCCUUCAUCCUGGCCUGGAUCGAGACCUGGUUCCUGGACUUCAAAGUUCUGCCCCAGGAGGCAGAGGAUGAAAACCGGUUGCUGUCAGUGACAGACACUUCAGAGAGGGCCCCCCUCAUGCAUCCAGGGCCCCUGUCAGAUGGGCAGUUCUACUCCCCUCCCGAAUCUGUUGCAGAUUCAGAUGAAGACAUAGAGGAGAAACAUGACCACGAGAAGCCAGUUAUUUAGCAGGAAUACAAACUAGUGAUUGGGAGGAGCCUGCCGUCAUUGACAGCCCAGUGACUCAAGGUCUGGAAAGCCCAGAGUCCAGCGACAUUGGCUGCCCCACGUUCUGCAGUUGCCCUGGUUACCACUAUCCUCUCCUGUCAUGGAAGGUCACACUGCCUUACAACUGCUUCCGGCCUCUACUGUAUUCUUCAACCUGCAAUUAGUGCACUUACUUCCAACGCAGUCCAAUGUUCUCACCUUUUCUUCCCCAGACCAAGACAAAAAAAGGUGUAUCCCUUUUUAGAAAUGAAGUAUCUACGCUCUCGAGACAUAAAAAUGGAAAAAAAAUAAAUUGCGAAACAGUGUUGUGGCACACGUGUAAGCCCUUCCUGAUGUUUACAUUUUUAUAUGGUUAUUAUUUCAAGUUCACAAACAAGCCUUGUGAACACUGUGAUGGACGGAGUCGCCUUAGAGUUCAAGAUGCACGCAGUGCGACGCACUGGAUUUACCACGCAUGCCUCGAACGGACCUGCGUUGUCUUAACUCCUGUAUCCUCCCGGCAAAACGUCCGUUUCAAACACUGGCAUGUUUUAUUUUUACGUUUAUUUAUUAUAAUCAUCGCAACUCGGUGUGCUCUUCGAAGCUGAAAUUGACAAGCUUUGCGUGCAUGUAAACACGUACUGUAAAUAUCACUUAAGUCUCAGUAAAGCUGAGCGAUGCAUGGUCCCUUCUACAAAUCGUUUUCCUCUCGCGUCUCGUCAGAGACCGCGUGAAUCCCUAUCGCAUACUGUAGCUAAUGUUGCGUGUUGUGUGUGGAAUCCGAGACUUAUUCAUUCUAACUGAAAAAGACAGGGAAGCUACAAAUCUGGGAUUGCCUAAAAAUAAUUGUGUAAAGCAUUUUGACUGCCGUCAUUGAAUGGGAGGAUAUGUUCUACUGUUAUCGCUAUAUCUGAAACACAGGCAUCUCACAGGUGUCUUUUAUACCAGUGUUUUUCAUACUCGGUCCUGGGGGACCCCUUUGCAUGCUGAUUUUCAUUCCAACCACGAUUGCAAUUCCAUAAUUCUAACAAGCUGUUCAUUUAUCUUAAUUACACUUUCUAUGUUUUGAGGGAUUAUUUGCCUUCUUAGGAUACAUUAUAGCAGAAACUGCUAGGCAUGCAUGGAGAAUAAAAGUAACAAGGAACUGGGCUUGUAACCCAGAAGUUGCAGGUUCGAUUCUCGGGUAGGACACUGCCAUUGUACCCUUGAGGAAGGUACGUACCCAGUAUUGUUUCAGUAUUAUAUAUCCAGCUGUCUAAAUGGAUGCAAUGUAAAUGCUAUGUGAAAAUGUUGUGUAAGUCGCUCUGGAUAAGAGGGUCUGCUAAAUGCCUGUAAUGCAAUGUAGUUUGAAACUGAUUACAUAAAGAGAGGUAAAUAAUUUUGAACUGAUCACAUUAAAGACUAGGAUUCAUCAAUUUGCCCCUAAUUGCUUUGAUUACAAGCCAAACUUGUGUUUUGUGAAAACAAUGCACGUUUGACUAGUUAUUAUUUUCUUUGUCUUUGGAUUUUUUCAUAUCAACCAAAUGGCUAGUUUUAUUGGCCAUGUGUCCAUACUUUCUCCAAUUAGGAGCCUGUUGUUUCACCUCAGUCUUCAAUUUUAUUUGUUUUUAAAAGUACCUCUCUUUAUGUAGGCCUUAUCAUUUGCAGUAUAGCGCAAUGUGAAUAUUGGACUUCAUUACACACAUGGCAUGCAUAGGUAUUUCUGACACAAUGUAGUUGAAGAGGGUAAAUAAUCCCUCAAAAUAUGAGAAGUUGUAAUUAAGGAAAAUGAUCAGCUUGUUAAAAUUCUGGGAUUGCAGUUGUGGUUAGAACGGAAACCAGCAUACACGGGAGUCCCCUUGGGCUGCGUUUGAAAACCACCUGUCUAUACACCAACAGAUAGUUCUGUACAUGUUUUAUUACAUAGGUAGGUACAGCAUAUUAUUAGUAUGAAGUCAAGAGGCCCGGCAGAAACUCUCAUUAAAAAUGCCUCUCAAAACAUGUUAACCCUCUGAAUCAUAUGCAGAAUUAAAGUGAUCUAGAGGUUACUAUUAAAAUAACCCUUUCUUGUUAACUUGCAUACUGUAAAUUACAUGCUUCUAUAUAUUGUAUAUCAUAUAUAUAUAUAUAUAUAUAUAUAUUUACAAGGUGCCAAUAAAAUAAUUUGCCUGUUCUUAUUUCAUAUUUGUAAACAAUAGAGAACCAGUUCUUAUACUGAAGUACAAUUUUUUAAGGGAAUCGUGGAAUUUUGCUAAAUUAUGGUAUAUGCCAAAUUAUUGGUAAAUAAUAUUAGUGAAUUGGAUCCCAUGACUUCGUGAUUUUGACCUUAGAUGAUUUUUGAAGCAUAUAGCUGGAAUCAUUUUGGCGAGUUAGUGUUGCCAGUAUUGUGGCACACAGAAUGAACACAUUUAAUGUAAGUUGUCUUUACUGUAGCAUAAUAUAAAGAGAAAUGUGUAAUUAAAGGGGGUUUCAUUCACAGAAGGGCACACAUUAUUUUCAUGAACAGAAGUACAACUGUGUUACACAACAUGUCCAUGUUAUGUCAUCUCUGAAUGAGACAAAACAAUCUUGUUGAACUUACGACAGGGUAAUCGUAACAGUUUGUUCCUGAAAGCUAGGUCUUAACCUAACUGAAAUGUGUUUUGUCCCAGACUUUGAAUAGCUUUCAUUUCAGUGAUUUUUAUUGAAAUUAAUAAUUUAAAAUGUAUUUUUUAAAAUAACCUUUGCUCAGCUUUGUUACUCAAAGUUAAGGAUUCAAUGCAUUGGAUUUACAUUGAAUAAAGGCCUCAGUGAGAAAAUGCUUUACGCUUCUAUUGUCCCCGUAUAGAAUGACGAGACUGCACCUUUUAGCAUGAAUGUGCUAAAUAUUUGGAACAUUUAUAACAAUGUUUAACAAUAUUCUUUUCGUUCUUAAAGUUUCUUGCAGCUAUGGCACAUUUUACAUAAUAUUAAACUCUCCCUAAAAUGUGAAUGUGUGAGGAGGUCUUCCUUUCAACAAUCUUUGUUUUCAGUUUCAGUAGAUCACGUUGAUGAAAGAUUUCAGCUGCAUUUGGUAAAGCAUUGAAUAAUGAACUCAGAUUACACUGUAAAUCUAAAAUGACUGCCAUUUUUAAAGUGGUUCUCAGUUUUCUAUUUUGUUCCAUUUCUUCUGAACUACAGCUAUGAAAUGAAAUAACAUUCAUUUUGAUAUACUGUACGGUGUGCAUGUAUCCAAACUGCCAUCCUUACAGAAAGUAUGUUUAUUCAAACAGCACUGAAAAAUGUUUGCAUUUGCAUUUUGGGAAACAAAAUGACAAUUAAAGUUGAGGCUCGGCUGAACAUAAUGCUGCCGGCCUUAGUUUUUAACCACAGGCUUGUUAUAUAUGCAUAUUUCAAUAUAUGAUAAAAAAAAUUUAAAAAACCCACAAUGCCAGUAUUACAGCGACUGCAACAGGGACAUCACUUUGCUAUUCACAGUUAAAGAUAAAGAGCGAUUUAGGGUUAGACGGAAGCGUAGCUGUGAGAAACGUCUGUAUUUUCAUACGAUCAUGUGUCCAAACUGUUCAUUGCUUUAAAUGUACCUGAUUGACAAUAGUUGUGUUUGAGAAAACAAAAUGUGGAUAAGACGCUGUGGUAAUAUAGGGACAGAUAUCAGGAAGAGAACAUUGUGUGCAGGAGGUGAGAAAUCAUCCCCCUUUAAUGCAUGAAUGCAUGUUCUGUGUCCAGCUUCUCAGUCCCCGUCCAUUAAUAAAGUAUAUUUAUGUCUA
Anguilla anguilla (European eel) is the source of this 5140-nucleotide messenger RNA. RefSeq names its product STARD3 N-terminal like (gene stard3nl). The transcript is spliced from 9 exons. The record is from RefSeq and is a predicted model, not a curated record. Bases 714 to 1397 code for a protein of 227 amino acids. NCBI's taxonomy places the organism in Eukaryota, Metazoa, Chordata, Actinopteri, Anguilliformes, Anguillidae.